AUUCCAACCAAGUUACAAUAAACAAGAUGGCUGAAUCUCACAGAUUAUACGUUAAAGGUAAACAUAUUUCUUACCAACGUUCUAAGAAUGUCACCAACCCAAACGUAUCAUUGAUUCAAAUUGAAGGUGUUGCUAACCCACAAGACGCCAAGUUCUACUUGGGUAAGAGAAUUGCCUACGUUUACAGAGCUUCCAAGGAAGUUAGAGGUUCCAAGAUUAGAGUUAUUUGGGGUAAGGUCACCAGAACCCACGGUAACAACGGUUUAGUCAGAGCUAACUUCAAGAAGAACUUGCCAGCUAAGACCUUUGGUGCUUCCGUCAGAAUCAUGUUAUACCCAUCCAACAUCUAAGUUUGUUUAAUUUUUAAUAAUAACGAGGAAGGGAUGUAAUUUAUAUAUAUAUGAGAAUGAUUUUUAAAAAAAAUAUUUACAAAGAUGGUGUUUAUGUUGCUUUGAACCAUUUAAAAAACUUCUAAAGCAUUAGGGUUUAGAACUUUCGAAGUAUAUAAAGAAGGUUUUGAAUACAUAUAAUUAAAACAGUUG
Messenger RNA from Spathaspora passalidarum NRRL Y-27907, 542 nucleotides. RefSeq names its product 60S ribosomal protein eL33. Gene Ontology annotation, biological process: ribosomal large subunit biogenesis; cytoplasmic translation. The record is from RefSeq and is a predicted model, not a curated record. Gene Ontology annotation, molecular function: structural constituent of ribosome. Lineage: Eukaryota; Fungi; Ascomycota; Pichiomycetes; Serinales; Debaryomycetaceae. Bases 27 to 350 code for a protein of 107 amino acids. Gene Ontology annotation, cellular component: cytosolic large ribosomal subunit; ribosome. The transcript has 2 exons.